UUAAUUCUACCUGAUUUGAUUUUUUUAAUUUCGGAAACUUGGCUCAACUCCAUACGAGUACGACAAUAUUGAAUUAGAGUUAAAGUUUUCUCGCUCAUACACAUUUCAUUUGUCUUUCCGUAGUUUAGCUGUUAACAUUGUUCUCUAUUUCGCGAGGCUUUUUCUUGUUGUUCCUUUUUUCAAUGCCAUUCCUUAACGUUCACAGAAGGGUGAAAGUUCCAGAAAUGUCGAUGGAAGGAUCUACUAGGAUAGCUGUUUUUAACAAAUACUCUCCUUCUAUCACCAAGUUGUGGAAGCAGAAGGACAGGCUCAAUAGAUACAGUUCUAAGGGGACGCAAAUAAAACUAGAUCAGGAGAAAGAGACAGCAAUGAGGGCAUUAAACAGGACCCAGAAUUUGUUAAUGAAAGACAGAGGACAACAGUCUCGUCCAGUCUCCAGAGCCUCUACUCUGUGGAGCUCUCAGGAACUCAGCUGCAGGACCAGGUCUUCUAAAAGGAGACCUCUUUCAGCUAGAGUUAAAUCUGAUGCAGUACCUGGAGAGGAGAUGGGUUUGAUAGAAACGUUUGGCACAUUGUCCGUGAGAAGAGAGGCCACGUUCUGUAGAUCACUGAAUCAGAUCUGUAAUGCUACUGAGAGAGAGAAACAGUCCUGGGACCAUCAAGUUAUCAGACAACAGCAAGUAUCUUUACUGGAUGAUAGGAGUAUGGAGCUCAUAGCCCCAACUAGGAGAAAAAAGACUACUGACAAGUUGGCGAGAAAUCAGAAAUGCAAAUCAGAAUUGUUAGCCGAAAGAGGUCCAGCGCCCAACCCACUAUUAUCGAGCAGAUCACUCAUUAUGACGUCAUCAAUCUUUCUUACGUCAUCACAGUCCUUCCAGUCCGAGGUCCCUCGGUACGUCCGACUACGUGGAGAGCACAAGUCAAAACACGGUACAACGUGUAAAUCAUCUUCAAACGAUCAGCUCACUCAAUCGUCUGCAAUUAAAAUCGUUAAACCAUCACCUCCAGAAAAGACACCACCAUCUCCAGAGAAGCUGCUUCAGUCCCCGGAAUCGUACAAUCCUGAUGAAUACAUAACAACCAGCCAAGAAGACUUGUGUGGUGAUCUCUACAUCCAACAUUGUCCCUCAAGAAGACUCUCCAAGACAUUCUCAUCACCUGAUAUCAGGAGACUCAACUCUCCGUGAUUUUAUUAAAAUGGUACCGGCCAUGAAGCCUGGAAUACUCAAACUAUUAAUGUAAUAUGCUUGAUGUUUUCGAUUUAUCGUUCUCUGAAAGUUCGCAAGUUUUCAAUUAUUUUAAAUCGUUUACGAAAGCUAUUGACGAUUGAACAAUUUUCUCCUAAAAAGAAGCGUAUAAUAUUGAUGCUAUUUUACAAGCUUACUGAAAUUUACGUCCUGUUCAUUUCGUGAGGAACUUUUUUGAUGAUUUCUAAGUGCAAAUUUCAUAGCAUUACUACAUGAACAUAAGAAUUUAUAGAAGUUUGAGCUGGCUGCAGAAAUCGUACUCAAAUAAGCGUAGUUUUCAAUUCUAUCAAAAGCGAAUGAUAAAGAAGAGUCGGAACCGAAACUUCAGUUCUUCUUUUGAAGUUGAUUUCACAAAUUCUGAAAAUGGACAAUUUAUCCGUAAACUUUUGUCCAAUAUUUUACUUUUGAGUUACAUAUUGGGUUACAGUUAAAAAAUGUAAUAUUUGUUGAUUUUACAUCAAAGAUUUAUUAUAUAUUAUUAUUAUAUAUUUAAAUGUUCCUGUAUUAAAAAUAUCAUGAAGAUUCACUUGGAACCUGACUUAAUGGACAAACUUUUAAACUUUUAAGCUAUCUUAUGUGAAAAGAUGACGAAAAAUACAUUAACGAAGUUUAAUGUGGGUUAACUACAUGCGUACGAGAGCCCAUCACGCAAAAAUAGAAAGCUUGUUUAUUUGAUCACACUUUCACGCAUCUUAUCAUCUGUACUGGGUCAACGAUCCAGUACAUCUGUACGUUGUUAUUUUCACUUGUUCGGCUUGCUAUUGCAAAAGGGGCUUCAAGAUGUUUAAACUUUUGUUUGUUUACUUCCACAACUUGGAACAAAUGAUCUAAACAAAACACAUCUACUAUAAA
Bolinopsis microptera is the source of this 2099-nucleotide messenger RNA. RefSeq lists its product as uncharacterized. Bases 183 to 1187 code for a protein of 334 amino acids. The transcript is spliced from 6 exons. The record is from RefSeq and is a predicted model, not a curated record. Lineage: Eukaryota; Metazoa; Ctenophora; Tentaculata; Lobata; Bolinopsidae.